Messenger RNA from Eimeria maxima, 547 nucleotides. RefSeq lists its product as hypothetical. Lineage: Eukaryota; Apicomplexa; Conoidasida; Eucoccidiorida; Eimeriidae. Gene Ontology annotation, molecular function: cation binding. The record is from RefSeq and is a predicted model, not a curated record. The annotation marks the transcript as partial. The transcript is spliced from 2 exons.
AUGGAGUGGUCACGAAGAAGGAGCCGUUCCGGCUCUUGUCGCACCUGUCGUCAGACUAGUAGGCUGUUGGUUUGGGCCUUCGGUUUGGGGUUGUUUGCGGUGAUCUGCUGCCUUUCCUUUCCCCUAAACACCCGAGAUACACAAAUCAAUGCUGGCGGAGGCGCACCUGCAUGGGGAGCUGGGGGUGUAGCCCCAUCCCACGAAGAACUGGGUGGUGAAGGUGUCCAUACACAUCAAGAAGGAGUGGGUGGAGGGGAGGAGAAAGGCGAGGCUAACAGGGAAGAUCUGGAUGAUGUAGUAGAAGCAGAAGCAGAGGCAGGAGGAGCAUCAGAAGAGGCGGAGGAGACAGAAAUGUUCUUUGAAUUGAAGACCAUUGGUCACAUGCAAGCUGUGUCCGCCUCCAUGAGGGGAAGAAGGCCCACUGAUGAGGAUCAACUUGUGACUUUGGAACGUUUGAAUCCCUCUUUAUAUUUUUUGGCUGUCUUCGACGGCCACGGGGGAAAGGAGACCGCCAAAUAUCUCAAAGAAAAUGCGCACAAGGAAUUCG